Helianthus annuus (common sunflower) is the source of this 606-nucleotide messenger RNA. RefSeq lists its product as uncharacterized. Bases 1 to 606 code for a protein of 201 amino acids. The record is from RefSeq and is a predicted model, not a curated record. The transcript has a single exon. Lineage: Eukaryota; Viridiplantae; Streptophyta; Magnoliopsida; Asterales; Asteraceae.
AUGGCCGGAGAAAAACCCAGCGGCAGUGGCAAGAAUGAAGCCAUUGACGUUAACUCACCCUAUUACUUAUCCCCCUCUGAUUUACCCAAACAGAUGCACGUCAAUGAAUUCUUAACCAACGGAAACUAUAGCGACUGGGCAAAGGAGAUGGAAAACUUUCUGUUUGCAAAGAACAAGAGGGGAUUCGUGAACUGUAAGAUCCCUAAACCGGAAGAAGCGGCAGACAACUACAUGCAGUGGAUGCGGUUUGACGCCAUGAUCAUUGGAUGGCUCACAACAGCGAUGGAUAAAGACAUCAGGGGGAGCGUGAAGUAUGCUAACGCCUCCUCUGAAAUAUGGAAUGACUUGAAGGAAAGGUUCGGGAAGGAGAGUGCGCCUCGAGCCUACGAGUUAAAACAAUCUCUCUCAAUAACCCACCAAGAUGGUUCAUCCGUUUCGGCGUAUUAUACUAAACUCCGUGGGAUAUGGGAUGAGAUACAAUCUGUUUUUCCCAUCCCGCGAUGCACCUGUGGAAACUGCACUUGCAGCAUUGGGAAGAGACUCACUGAAUUCAAGGACAAAGAACGGUUGUACGAGUUCUUGAGGGUCUCGAUAGGGAACUUUUAA